Phycomyces blakesleeanus NRRL 1555(-) is the source of this 897-nucleotide messenger RNA. RefSeq lists its product as hypothetical. Lineage: Eukaryota; Fungi; Mucoromycota; Mucoromycetes; Mucorales; Phycomycetaceae. Bases 1 to 897 code for a protein of 298 amino acids. The transcript is spliced from 3 exons. The record is from RefSeq and is a predicted model, not a curated record.
AUGGCCAUCAUCAGCAUACUUCGCAACACAUGCGACCCAGUUAUCAACACUGUUGAAAGAUGGGUUCGCUGGGUAGCAGGAGAACUACCUCUUGAUACUGACUGGACCCAAUCCACAAAAGGAUCCUGGUACAUUCCUCCUCGUCAACAUGCUAUCGAAAUCCUCUGCCUCUCAACAGCCUUUGCUUGCUCCUCAUUCUAUUUCCUCGAACGCACCAUCCUUCGUUCGGGUACUUGGAUCCAGACCCUUCUGGCCACCUUUGUGCCUCUUGGUCCAGCUACCUUGACAGAAAAGCUCUUACUUACUUCUCUUGUUGCCUCUCUGGGUCUGACCCUGUCCCACAAAAUCAAGCGCAAGAAUGUGCUCUUUAUGCUCCAGCCUUGCCAUGUCAGUGCCCUCCUUCUGAUCCUUGUCAUGGCCUGGCCCGACAAACGAUCCGCUAUUCCUCAGCUGCUAUUCAACGUCUACCUCCACACCCAAUGGGGAGGUCUUGCUGCACUCAUGUUCCCUGACCUGAGAGACCACAAGCUUGUUGGAGAAACAUUUAACUUUUUUGCCGAACAUAUUCUUAUUUUGGUCGCACCUUUCUACAUGAUCUACAGUGGUCGUUAUCUUGUGUUGCCUAGUACACCCAGCAUGGCCUUGCUCUCAUUCUCAAUCUACGGAUUCUUCCACUCUCCUCUCCUCCACUUUUGUGCACUCAGAUCUGGACUCAACCUCAACUAUCUAUUCACUCCUCCUCCAUUAAAAGUUUUAUUGAAACUUGGUCCAAUGUAUCGCGUGGCACUCUACAGCACCGCAUUUGUUGCCAUGUUUGCCACUCGUUACCUUAUUGUUGAUGGCAUCAUGAUGGUCUUGCCCAGAAAGCCUCUGACUGUAUUCAGCAUGGGUCUCUAA